AAUUGUGUGGUGCACCUCGAAAAGAUUGAACAGCGUCAAUCAUACGUGCACAUUACAGGAACUGCAAGCGGCUACCAUGCCGUCACCUUUGGCUUUUUGGUGGACGGCAUAGUUCGUCACGUGGAUGAGAAGCAGCGCGAUUUGAAGACGUUUUUCCAAGAGGAAAUCGCUCAGCCGCAUGGUUUAUCCGUGGACAUUGGAGUGCGCAAAGAAGAAGCACAUCGUGUAGCUCGUGUGACAACGCCAUCGUUCUGGGAAUUCCUCCGUGACUGCAUCAAAAAUCCCAAAUUGAUCGCCAUGCUUGCCAUAAUGUACGCCCGUUUGGACGAGAUCGUCUGGAAAAUGCGGGACAAUACAAAGUGGCUGCUUAUCAAUUAUGACACGGUGGCCGUCAACGAUCCCGAGGUGUUGGCGCUUCCAAUGCCGGCAGUGACGGGUGUAUCGAGCGCUCCUGAUCUGUCACGACUUUUCGCGCUAGCCCUUGACGGCACCAUCCUCUCAAAUGGCACUCUUGAAACGAUCAGCUCUCCUACACUCGACAGCUGGCACCUUGAAAAAGUGACUCUCUGGCCAGUUCGAAAGGGCUAUGGAUUCUUCUACGAACGGAAUCCUAUCGUACCAGGCGCAUUCACGUUUGGUCAUCCAGGGUAUGGUGGCCAGUUUGUGCACGUGGACCCUGCAAAUCAAUUGGUGUUGGCGUACUUGGCAAACGGUCUGAAGACUGGCACGGGAGAGUUGUGCACCACAUACAUGAGGCUGCUUCGAGCCACGUAUAAUGUUUUGCAGGGACGG
Molecule: messenger RNA, 792 nt
Organism: Ostertagia ostertagi
Lineage: Eukaryota; Metazoa; Nematoda; Chromadorea; Rhabditida; Trichostrongylidae
Source: the annotation of a GenBank genome assembly